Messenger RNA from Urocitellus parryii (Arctic ground squirrel), 4101 nucleotides. It is a transcript of the gene Abcc12, whose product is annotated as ATP binding cassette subfamily C member 12. Gene Ontology annotation, cellular component: membrane. Gene Ontology annotation, biological process: transmembrane transport. NCBI's taxonomy places the organism in Eukaryota, Metazoa, Chordata, Mammalia, Rodentia, Sciuridae. The record is from RefSeq and is a predicted model, not a curated record. Gene Ontology annotation, molecular function: ABC-type transporter activity; ATP binding; ATP hydrolysis activity.
AUGGUUGGGGAAGGACCCUAUCUUAUCUCUGAUCUGGAUCGGCGAGGCCAGCGGAGGUCCUUUUCAGAGAGAUAUGACCCCAGCCUGAAGACCAUGAUCCCGGUGCGUCCCUAUGCAAGGUUGGCAUCCAACCCGGUAGACGAUGCAGGGCUGCUCUCCUUUGCCACCUUCUCCUGGCUUACACCAAUGAUGGUUAGAGGGUACAGGCACACGCUGACUGUGGACACCCUGCCCCCACUGUCACCAUAUGACUCAUCUGACACCAACGCCAGAAGAUUUCGAAUCCUUUGGGAUAAAGAGGUAGAAAGGGUGGGUCCCGAGAAGGCCUCCCUGGGCCAAGUGGCCUGGAAGUUCCAGAGGACGCGUGUCUUGAUGGACAUCUUGGCCAACAUCCUGUGCAUCAUCAUGUCAGCCAUCGGGCCGACGGUUCUCAUUCACCAAAUCCUCCAGCACACCGAGAGCUCCUCSGGGAAGGUCUGGGUUGGCAUCAGCCUGUGCAUGGCCCUUUUUGCCACCGAGGUGACCAAGGUCCUCUUCUGGGCCCUGGCCUGGGCCAUAAAUUACCGCACGGCGAUCCGGUUGAAGGUGGCCCUCUCCACCCUGGUUUUCGAAAACCUGGUGUCCUUCAAGACAUUGACACACUUCUCUGUUGGCGAGGUUCUCAAUAUACUAUCAAGUGAUAGCUAUUCUUUGUUUGAAGCUGCCUUGUUUUGUCCCCUGCCAGCCACCAUCCCUAUCCUAAUGGCCGUUUGUGCGGUGUACGCCUAUUUCAUUCUGGGACCCACAGCUCUCAUCGGGAUAUUCGUGUAUAUCAUAUUCAUCCCUAUCCAGAUGUUUAUGGCUAGGCUCAAUUCAGCUUUCCGAAGAUCAGCAAUUUCGGUGACAGACAAGCGCGUUCAGACAAUGAAUGAGUUUCUGACMUGCAUCAAGCUGAUUAAAAUGUACGCCUGGGAGAGAUCUUUCACGAACACCAUUCGAGAUAUCAGAAAGAGGGAAAGAAAAUUGCUAGAAAAAGCUGGAUAUGUCCAGAGUGGAAACUCAGCCCUGGCCCCCAUUGUGUCCACCAUAGCCAUCGUACUGACCUUCUCAUGCCACAUCCUCCUGAGGCGCAACCUCACCGCCCCUGUGGCAUUUAGCGUGAUUGCCAUGUUUAAUGUAAUGAAGUUUUCAAUUGCAAUCUUGCCUUUCUCGGUCAAAGCAAUGGCCGAAGCCAAUGUCUCUCUAAGGAGAAUGAAGAAAAUUCUCAUAGAUAAAAGCCCCCCAUCUUACAUCACCCAACCGGAAGACCCAGAUAUUGUCUUGCUUUUAGCAAAUGCCACCUUGACGUGGGAGCAAGACACCAGCAAGAAGAAUAACUCAAAGAAAGCGCAGGACCAGAAAAGGCACUUUGUCAAGAAACAGAGGCAGGAGGUACACGCUGAGCACAGUCCAUCAGCCCAGGGAGUUGCUGGCUCAGAGGAACAGAGUGACGGUCCCAAAUCAAUUCUGCAUAACAUAAGCUUUGUGGUGAGAAAGGGGAAGGUCCUAGGGAUAUGCGGGAAUGUCGGAAGUGGAAAGAGCUCCCUCAUUGCAGCCCUCCUAGGACAGAUGCAGUUACAGAAAGGGAUUGUGGCUGUCAACGGGACCUUGGCCUAUGUUUCACAGCAAGCGUGGAUCUUUCAUGGAAAUGUGAGAGAAAACAUAUUAUUUGGAGAAAAGUACGAUCACCAAAGGUAUCAGCACACGGUUCGUGUCUGUGGCCUCCUGAAGGACCUCCGCAGCCUCCCUUAUGGAGACCUGACUGAGAUUGGGGAGCGGGGUCUCAACCUCUCUGGGGGUCAGAGGCAGAGGAUCAGCCUGGCCCGCGCUGUCUACUCAGACCGUCAGCUCUACCUGCUGGACGAUCCCCUGUCGUCRGUGGACGCCCACGUGGGGAAGCACGUCUUUGAGGAAUGUAUUAAGAAGACGCUCAGGGGGAAGACUGUCGUCCUGGUGACCCACCAGCUGCAGUUUUUGGAGUCUUGUGAUGAAGUCAUCUUGUUAGAAGAUGGAGAGAUUUGUGAAAAGGGAACCCACAAGGAGCUAAUGGAGGAGAGAGGGCACUAUGCAAAGCUGAUUCACAAUCUCCGGGGGUUGCAAUUCAAGGACCCUGAACACAUUUACAAUGAAGCCAUGGUGGAAGCCCUGCAGGAGAGCUCCGAGGAGAUGGAUGAAGAUGCUGUUUUGACUCCAGGAGAUGAGAAAGAUGAAGGAAAGGAAUCUGAAACCAAUGCAGAAUUUGUAGAAACAAAAGUUCCUGUGCACCAGCUUGUCCAGACUGAAUCCUCCCGUGAAGGAACUGUGACCUGGAAAACAUAUCACACAUACAUUAAGGCUUCUGGAGGCUACCUUCUCUCUCUCUUUGCCAUGUUCUUCUUCCUCCUGAUGAUUGGCAGCUCCGCCUUCAGCAACUGGUGGCUGGGUCUCUGGUUAGACAAGGGCUCAGAGAUAACCUGUGGGUCCCACAGCAACAAGAGCACGUGUGAAAUCGGCAAGAUCCUGGCAGACAUCGGGCAGCACAUGUACCAGUGGGUAUAUGCAGCCAGCAUGGUGUCCGUGCUGAYGUUUGGCAUUAUAAAAGGCUUGACCUUCACCAAGACCACACUGAUGGCGUCCUCCUCGCUACACGACCAAGUGUUCGAUAAGAUCUUAAAGAGCCCAAUGAGCUUCUUUGACACGACUCCCACUGGCAGGCUAAUGAAUCGUUUUUCCAAAGACAUGGACGAGCUGGAUGUGAGGCUGCCGUUUCACGCCGAGAACUUUCUGCAGCAGUUUUUUAUGGUGGUGUUUAUUCUCAUGAUAUUGGCUGCCGUGUUUCCCGCUGUCCUUUUGGUCCUGGCUGUCCUUGCUAUAAUCUUCUUGAUCCUUUUAUGUAUUUUCCACCGAGGAGUCCAGGAGCUCAAGAAAGUGGAGAACGUCAGCCGGUCACCCUGGUUUUCCCACAUCACCUCCUCCAUGCAGGGCCUGGGUGUCAUCCAUGCCUAUGACAAGAAGGAAGACUGCAUCAACAAGUUUAAGAUGCUAAACGAUGAAAACUCCAGCCACCUUCUGUAUUUUAACUGUGCUCUCAGGUGGUUUGCUCUAAGAAUGGAUAUCCUCAUGAACAUCGUCACCUUGGUUGUGGCCUUGUUGGUGACCCUGAGUUUCUCCUCAAUCAGUCCUUCGUCCAAAGGCUUGUCGCUGUCUUACAUCAUCCAGCUAAGCGGAUUGCUCCAAGUGUGCGUGCGGACAGGAACGGAGACCCAGGCCAAGUUCACCUCCGUGGAGCUGUUAAGGGAGUACAUUAUGACCUGUGUUCCCGAGAGCACGCAUCCCCUCAAAGUGGGCGCCUGUCCCAAGGACUGGCCCAGUCACGGGGAGAUAACCUUCAGAGACUAUCAGAUGAGAUACAGAGACAACACUCCCCUUGUUCUCAACGGACUGAACCUAAACAUAGAAAGUGGGCAGACGGUUGGGAUCGUCGGAAGAACAGGUUCUGGGAAGUCGUCACUGGGAAUGGCCUUGUUCCGCCUGGUGGAGCCAGCGGGCGGCACGAUCCUCAUCGAUGAGGUGGAUAUCUGUACCAUCGGUUUGGAAGACCUCCGAACCAAGCUGACCGUGAUCCCCCAGGAUCCUGUCCUGUUUGUAGGUACAGUAAGGUACAACUUGGAUCCCUUUGAGAGUCACACCGAUGAGAUGCUCUGGCAGGUUCUGGAGAGAACAUUCAUGAAAGACACAAUAAUGAAACUCCCGGAAAAAUUGCAAGCAGAAGUCACAGAAAAUGGGGAGAACUUCUCGGUAGGGGAACGUCAGCUGCUUUGUAUGGCCCGAGCCCUUCUCCGUAAUUCAAAAAUCAUUCUCCUGGACGAAGCCACCGCCUCCAUGGACUCCAAGACAGACACCCUGGUUCAGAGUACCAUCAAAGACGCCUUCAAAGGCUGCACGGUGUUGACCAUCGCCCACCGCCUCAACACCGUUCUCAACUGCGACCGUGUCCUGGUCAUGGAAAAUGGGAAGGUGAUUGAGUUUGACAAACCAGAAGUCCUUGCUGAGAAGCCCAAUUCUGCAUUUGCAAUGCUACUGGCGUCAGAAGUCCGACUGUAA